GGAAAGAAAGAAAGAAAAGAAAGAAAAGUAAGUAAGUUGGGGUCUCAACAUCAGUGUGGUUGCUCCAGUACAGUCACAGUGCUCACACCAGUUUUGGUGUUUGAUGUCCAGUAUUUGCCAGCCAGCUGCAAAGCUCUCAUCCACUCCCUGUCCACACUGGCCAGAUCUCAGAGUGGGUGCUUGUGUUCCUGCCUGCCACAUUCCCUGCUGCAGUCCCACAUGCGGCUGCUAUUCCUGCCUUGUUGCCCCUGGCAGAUUGGCACAGCUGCUGUGCUCUGCAGGUGUUUCCAGCAAAGGCAAUGGAAAUUUGGCUGCUGCCUUCAGUCAGAGCAGGAGGGAGCCCAGCUGGCUGCAAGUUAUGGCCAAAGUCUUAGGACUUGGUUUAAUUUCUCUUUGCAAAUAGAUUUACAUUGGAAAGUGCCUGGGUUUAGUUUCCUGUCCUUGAGUCAUCAUGGAACCAAUACAUUUGGCUUUGUGGUGGUCCUGCUCUGUGUGUUGCUUGCUUGCUUUUAUGGCAGAGGUGUUGUAUGUGUGCUGAAGGGCACACAGACUAUUGGAGCAGACCUUCAGCUGCUCCCCCAGCAUUACUCAAGUUAAUGGUGCAAAGGGGAAAAAAGGAGGUGAGGAUGCAGCAUCAUUUCUGUAGUAGCAAACAAACCCACAGGUGCUUGUGUAUCAAAAUCCAGAUGAAAACAUCCUGCUGGCAAAAGCUAUAGAGAAUGGUAAUAUCAGCUAGUUUAGCCACAGAUACAGCUGGAAAAAGCAAGCAUGCUCCUGAGUGUGCUGUCAGUAAUUACAGUAGCAUCACUGGCCCCUCUGCCAGCUCACACUGCUUAACUCCACGGGUCUGUCACAGCCACAGGGGCACUGGUAUUGACAGAUGUAGGGAGAUACUGCUAAGGAUGUACAGGGAAGAAGGAAGGUCUUCACUGUGAAUCAGACGUUGUUGCUUUUAAUCUUUGCCAGCAUUUAUGCUGUUCCACAGUUAAAUUAGCUGCUGUGUAAAACCUCUUAACUGCCAUUUUAGGGGAAGCAAACUCCCAUGAAGAGAGAGAUGGAGAAAUCAGAGGUCUGCAUCUGAAUCCCUUUAGUUGCUGUAUUUGGUUUGUUGUUGAAUUGGUCAGUGCUUUAGGUUAGCUUGAAAACUAUCUGGUCUCAUAUUCAAACUUUAAAAAAAUUAUUUUAAUUUUAAAAAAAAGCCAAAGACAUUCAAUUUCCAUAAAGAAAGCUUGCAGAAAAUAGGAAGUUCCUGCUCUUCAAGAGAGACCUGCUGCUACUGAUGUUUGAGACAUCCCUACUGGGUUUUGAUGGAAGAGAGAAGAAGCUUGGAAUGACAAAAUAGAGAAAAGGUGGCUGCUGGAAGAGCAUGAAGAGAGAUACUGGCAGAUGAGAGCAUGAAACUGUUCAAUUUUAAGGACCAACGUAGGCAGAACAGACUGGAAGCAGCUGAAAAAUUUGGAUUAUGACUCAUAUCUACAAAUCUUGUCUGGCAUCUUGCAGAGGACAUGGUAAUCUCUGUGCUGCUGAAACAUGCAGUCUUUUGAUAUGUUUGCACCCCUCAGAAUCAGGAGUGCUGCAGCUCUGUGUGCUGCUCACUUCCAGUGGCUCAUGGAUAUGACUAUCCAUGGCUUCCUCAAGGUAAAAUGACAGUCUUUUUGCAUGGCAAGUACCAAGAGUGGUACUCUUGAAAUACCAUGAAGCCCUCACAGAAAUGUCCCUUGUUCUGUCCAUUUCCCCCCAGCCUGCGCCCUAAUCUGAGAAACUGAGUUUAUUCCUGAGAGGUGAAGUGCCUUCCUCUCUCCCUGGUUUGCACUUGACUUAGUUUUGACACUUGGGUGGUUUCAGCUCACCCUAUCUCCCCAGCACUGGUGGUUCUCACCUCUGCUGGCAAAGCCAGCUGCUGUCACCUCUCUUCAUCCCCUGUGUGUGGAGGCUGCUUUAGCAAAGGCAUUUGUGGGUUUACACUACAGAACAAAUCCAAGGGGUGUGUUUUCCUUCUGUUUGUUCGAGGCUCACAGCCGAGGAGCAGCUCUCUGAGCCUAACUUAGAGCAACACCUGAAAACCCACACCGCCUUUCAGGGCUCUGGAUAUGCAAAAUCCUGCAAGAUCCUCAGCUAAAGUGUGUAAGUGAAGUAAAAGAUGGGGAAUCAGUCCCAUAACGUAGGACAAGCAAAGCCAAAAUUGAUCCCCUAUUGCCAGGUAGGAGGAACACAGGACAUGGUGAGGACUUGCCCUGGCCCAGGGGUUUCCCUGCUGCACAGCCCAGAUCCAAAUCCCACCCAAGGUCUGUUAGAGGUGUGUGUGCUGUGGGUUGGGUGUUUGGCACCUGAGCUGGAGCAGCACCCCAGUGUCUCAGAGGGGUGAGGGUGCUGCUGCAGGCCCUGAGCCCCUGCCCAUGCACUCCAGCCACAGGAGUGGCCUUGGGGCUCAGCCUAGGACCAGGUCUGGCAGGCUGAGAGAGCUGCCUCUACUCCCUUCCAUAAAUGCCUGAUCCAAGCUCUUCUGUCAUCCUUGCUGAGCCCUGCUGCUGUUAAGUCAUUCCCUGGCUGGGAGCUGCUCCAGGACGGUUGGUAUCAAUGGCCUCUCUGCUGCUUACUCUGACAGCAUUUUUAUUUUCCCUCCCACACGGCUGCUGGUGGGAGGUGCUGAUUCAUGCCAGCGACCUACCCAGUCCUGGAGCCCAAAGGCAGCCAGGGAGAGCUGAGCUCCUGCCACAGGUGCUAAAGCAAGCCCUCAAUGAAGUGAAUGGAGCCAGGGCUGUUUAUACCACGGGGAAUUUUUCCCCCAGGAGUUUAAGGUGCUUUGGUAUGCCUGGAUGUAUCAGGACAUAUGUUGUUAAAACUGCUAUAUGACAGGCAGUGUACAUCCUGUAUAAAUGUGGCUAUUUCAUUACUGAGCAUUGGUGAUUUUGUGUGGGGCAUAUGUUUUCCCACAACAAAGAAGUUCAUUUUAAAAAUACCCUAUUCUGUAGGCUUUCCCUAAUGACUAUUUUCCCCCACACAUCGAUUAGGCAACAGCAUAUGCCAGCAUUUCUUCCUUAAAAGUAAAAUCUGGCACAGAGCACACAGAGCAUGAAAUAAUAAGAUGUGAUUAAAGCAAUAGCUGGAGCUAACCAAAGCCAGAAAACUUGUGGCUGAAAGGUCAAACCUUUUUUUUUAAAUUGCCUUUGCAAUGGCCUGUUUGUUUGCAGAUGCUGGGAUUUGGGAGGGAAAAUCUUGUAAUGAAAGAACAACUCACAGAAAAUUUCACCUUCAGUAGAAGCCAAACAAACUUUCACUUGCAUUGGAAGCAUAAUCCAGUUUUCUGCCAUAUGAGCUAAGAAAUUGAGAGAAGGAUGACUGGGGAGGAAGAGAGAAAUGCUAAACUGAAUGCAAGGUGAACAAGGUGUCUGGCUUGGCCUCCUGGUUGUCUCCUCUAGGCUGUCUCCUGAAGCAGGCUUCAAAUGGAGCUGGAAUUCCUGCUUCCUGCUGGUGCCAGCACAGUUCCAAUGGAAAAAGACCAUACUGAAGAAAUGGUAACCCAGUGCAUUGUGGAGGUUCUGUCCAACGCUCUCUCUAAGCCAAAUGCACCCCCCAUUAAUCCUGAAUGCAAAGAAAUCCUGAAGAAGGGUGAUAAAAAUGACAGAGAGAGAAGUGAAAACGAACAGCCUGAAGUGAGGCAUCCCAAAGACCCAGCAGAAACUGAAAAACAUCCUACUGGGAGUGUGGAGAAAGAACAAAGGCAGGCAGAAGAGGAAUCUAAAAAGCACAUGGAAGGAGGUGAUGAGGAGAAACUUGCUCAUGAGGAAGGUGAAAGCAAGGAGGAGGCUGGACACCACACUCCUGCUCAGGAUGAGACACUUCACACGGAAGAAAAAAAGCACUACCAGGAAACUGGGAGAGAGGAGGAGAGGAGUUACCGCAGUGAAGAGGAAAGCAAAGAGGGCAAGUGUUGUGAGAAUGUAGAGGCUGCUGUUCUCACCAAGAAGUCCCACUCUGAGAGCAUGAGCAUGGAUGAGUUCCGUGGUGGGAAUGAUCAGAGCCCCAGGGGCCGCUGGCACCUGGAGGAGGGAAUGCAGAGCCCUUCCAAACAAAUUCGGGAAGAUGAAGAGGGAGAGGAAGAAAGGAGUGAGAAAUACCACCGUGAGUCUCAGGAACGUGGUUUUUCCCACCAGCAGGAGCGUGAAGAAUCUGAGGAGAGUGAAGAAAGAGAGGAGGGAAAGGAGCCCUUCAAAGGCAAAGGUUACCAUGGGAAGCACAGGCCGGGUGACUCCUAUGAAGAGAAGAGGGGCCAUGGUGGUGAGAGGGGGGAGCCAGCAGGGGGAUCACACCCAGGGGAGGCCAAUCUCUGGGAGCAGUGGAAGCACCGACAGAAACAUCAGGAAGAGUCUGAGGAGAAGGGUGACUCUCCUGGGAGGCGUGGGCCCGAGGAGCUGCAGGAGGAGAGGCCUGCAGAGCAGGGCAGCGAGGAGCACAGGGACAGCUGGCAGCAGAGCCAGGAGAGCAGGGAAGAGGAAAACAAGAGGCACCACCACAGCAAGGAGAGCAGUGAGAAGUGGCACGAGGAGAGGAGGCAGCACGAUGGAUCCCACCGUCCUGGGGGGAGGAUGUACCUUGCUGAUGGAAACGAGGAGGAGCUGGCCAGGUACGUCAGCGAGGAGAAGCAGCGCCGUGUGGGAGGGAGAGCCCGCUUAGGGAACAGGGAGCAGGAGGGCUCCCAGAAGGCUCGAGAGCACAAGGGGCAGGCCAGCAGGCACUACAGCACUGAGGACAGCCUGGAGGAGGAGGAGGUGGAAAAGAAACAUCACAGCAGUGACCAGGUGGAAAAUGAAGAGGAGGAAAGGUUUGCAGAGAGAGAAGAGUACAGAGGCCAUCUCCCCGCCGAGAAAGAGAAGAGAACUGCAGCAUCCUACAGGCCUUUCUACCCACUGCUGUGGUGGAAAAGCCGGCACUUGGACAAAAGGGACGGUGCAGGGGAGCAGCUUCUGGAGGGCAGGGAGGAAGGCAGGCCUGCCCUGAGUGAGAAGAGCCUUUUCCCUGAAUACAAUGACUAUGAGUGGUGGUCAGAAAAGCAGAUCCAGAAUGCUCUGAAGCACAGGCGCAGCGAGAAGAGGAAUCCUGGCAAAACGAACAGAUACGAUGUGGAAAGGCAGUACAAGAAGAUGGAUCAACUUGCACAACUUCUGAACUACAGGAAGAAGUCAGCUGAACUGCCAGGGCUGUACAGCUCUGGAGAAGACCUGAAGAAGCGUCACAUGGCUGGGAAUGACAGAAGGAGCCUAAGCCAGAGGCCCCUGACAGAGGAGGAGGAAAAGCAGCUGGAAAACUUGGCCACCAUGGAUCUGGAGCUGCAGAACAUAGCAGAGAAGAUCAACAGCCUCAGGAGAGGCUGAAGGUGUCCUGUGUUCUGUGGUAAAGUCACUGCCACUGGAUUGUUGUUUGCCCUAAACCCAGGAAAUUCUAUUCACUGUCCACUCUUGUGUAGUGAUUUACACAGCUGAAAGUGUCUUUAAUUUGCUGUUAUGCUCCUGAGACCUGAAUGGCAUGAAUUUUAGUAACAUAACCUUUCAUGUGGGCAGGUAUUUUUAAUAUGCUUUUGGAGAUAAUUGUGUUAGUGUUCUUCAGGAAUAUAUUUGUCUGAGUUUGCAAUAAUAAAAACCAUUGAUCUUGGACCAAA
Molecule: messenger RNA, 5656 nt
Organism: Pyrgilauda ruficollis (rufous-necked snowfinch)
Lineage: Eukaryota; Metazoa; Chordata; Aves; Passeriformes; Passeridae
Gene: CHGB
Product: chromogranin B
Exons: 7
Coding region: 3444-5372 (642 amino acids)
Cellular component (GO): secretory granule
Source: RefSeq, a predicted model, not a curated record